Molecule: messenger RNA, 306 nt
Organism: Perkinsus marinus ATCC 50983
Lineage: Eukaryota; Perkinsozoa; Perkinsida; Perkinsidae
Exons: 2
Coding region: 1-306 (101 amino acids)
Biological process (GO): microtubule-based movement
Molecular function (GO): microtubule motor activity; microtubule binding; ATP binding
Source: RefSeq, a predicted model, not a curated record
AUGGACCUCCAAGGCGCCGUGAAGGGUGUUGGUCCGAAGAUACUGUUCAUGGCUUACGGACAUACUGGCAGCGGCAAAACGCAUUCCCUCUUCGGUGGUGACGACUUCACUGAGGACGGUGGACUCGUCGGGGCCUUUUUGGAGAUUAUCAUGGACGAAUGUGAACACGGCGAGCUCUCUGUGUCCAUCGUAGAAGUUUACAAGGAGAAGGUGAAUGCCACCAUGGCUUGGGCGGUUGCAAUAGUCCUUAUAGAUUUACGAUCUUCUAUCGCCCUCUUGCUCUGCUCUUCCACUUCGGUGUGGUAG